UGUUGACUCUGUCAUUUAUAUUGCAUUGGGUUGAGUUAAGAAUUAUGUGUGUGUGUGCUUUUUCUUCUUAUAAGCGAAACGAGUGAAGGAAGUUACGCUGGUUUUUCUCUUUUAUUUUUUCAUUUUGCUAAAAAAAAUUGGUGCGGCUACACAAGAAAAAUAGAAUAUAUCUGAAAAAGUGUCCAUUGGUGAAUUUUAAGAGGGACAAAGUAAGCAUUUGUAUGAGAAGACUUUCAGUGUGUAGCCGUGAAGCCAGACACAGCAGAGCAGUUCAAAAAUUCGUCCACAGUCCACGCGUGUACCAUUUAUACAUGUCUAAAAACGCUCGUCAUCAGUCAAUAUAGCCAGAUAUCCAACAUUUAAUUUUUGUCUGCUGCUAGUUUCCUACUGCAGACAUUCAAAAUCGGUCUCUUGUAACAAAAUUGGAAGCGUAUUUCCAUUGAGGACAUUGGUAUCGGCAAACAGUAUCUAUUUAAAGUACAGAAGAAGAAGUGACUCAGUAUCGGGAGCCCCCAAGACACCUUUGGGGAAAAUACAAGUGAAAAAGAUAAAAACAAAAUUAGUGGACUUAAGAUCGAUUUGUCAACAGUAUCCAAACCUCUGGGAACAUUCUUCCACAGCAUCAUCUGCAUCGGACAACUGGACAUAUUCAUCGCUUGAAUUCGAUAUUGUAACAAUGACCCUACCGAGCGCCGCUCGCGUUUAUACGGAUGUGAAUGCACAUAAGCCGGAUGAAUAUUGGGAUUACGAAAACUAUGUUGUCGACUGGGCUAAUCAGGAUGAUUAUCAAUUGGUGCGCAAAUUGGGACGUGGCAAAUAUUCCGAAGUGUUUGAAGCUAUAAACAUUACUAACAACGAAAAGUGCGUGGUAAAGAUAUUGAAACCUGUCAAGAAGAAGAAGAUUAAGCGUGAAAUUAAAAUUUUGGAAAAUUUACGCGGUGGCACCAACAUUAUUACAUUGCUAGCUGUGGUCAAGGAUCCAGUUUCUCGCACUCCAGCCCUCAUCUUCGAGCACGUCAACAAUACAGACUUUAAACAGUUGUAUCAAACACUUACAGAUUAUGAAAUUCGUUACUACCUGUUUGAGUUGUUAAAGGCACUCGAUUACUGUCACAGCAUGGGCAUAAUGCAUCGUGACGUAAAACCUCACAAUGUAAUGAUUGAUCAUGAAAACCGCAAAUUGCGGCUGAUUGAUUGGGGUCUGGCUGAAUUCUAUCACCCCGGGCAGGAGUACAAUGUCCGUGUUGCCUCACGCUAUUUUAAGGGACCCGAGUUACUGGUUGACUACCAGAUGUACGACUACUCGCUAGAUAUGUGGUCGCUGGGUUGUAUGUUGGCCUCAAUGAUCUUCCGCAAAGAGCCAUUCUUUCACGGCCACGAUAAUUACGAUCAGCUGGUGCGUAUUGCCAAAGUGCUGGGCACUGAAGAGCUUUACGCAUAUUUGGAUAAGUACAACAUCGAAUUGGAUCCCCGAUUCCAUGACAUCUUGCAGAGACACUCUCGCAAGCGAUGGGAACGUUUUGUUCACUCCGACAACCAGCAUCUAGUAUCGCCAGAAGCCCUUGAUUUUCUCGACAAGCUUUUGCGUUACGAUCACGUCGAACGACUUACUGCCCGUGAGGCCAUGGCACAUCCGUAUUUCGCACCCAUUGUUAACGGCCAGAUGAAGUCGAAUAAUCAGCAAUAGGAUUAGAAAGCCGAAACUAGGAUGGAUGUAGUGUGGAAGUGUGUAAGCCAGUCAUCAUCAUGUCGUAUUACAGAGUCAGAUAAAAGGAUUAACAAGUUGUAGACAAUUUAUCAUUACCAAAUUAAAUUCAAAUUUAUACUACAUAUAUAUUAAAAAAAAACACCAUCAAUAAAACAAACAGAACAAAAAGUAACAAGAAAUUAACGGCAAUACAAACUAUUCUAUUCGCAUAAACACAAAAACACCCAAUUAUGUUAGAUGAUGGUGGUACAUAUGUGUAUUGUAUCAAACCAAUAAAGAAUUGCAAUUAAGGACAGUUACUGCGUUUAAACAAAAUCCAUUUAACUGAUAAUAUUUAUACAAAAAAAAAAAAAUAAAGAAUCAACAAUAAAUUCAAAUUAAAUAGAAAUAUGGAAAAGAAAGGAAUGUGGUAUAUUCAUUUAAAACAAAAAUGUAUUUUUUUUUACCACCUCAAGAACAACAAAUUCAUCUAGAUUGUAGAUCAUCAUCAGCAGCAUCAUUAUCCACCUCUAAACUCUUAUCUUAUCAUAUGUAUGGUGUAAAGAUAUAUCAUCAAAAUUAAAUACUAUUAUAACAUAAUUAUGUUUAGAAACUUCUUCGCUCACAAACAAACAAAAAUAAUUAAUUAAUUAAUACCUACAUACAUACUUGUUUUCAAAUACAAAUACAUUUAUUACAUACAUAGAUAUAUAGACACAACCACAUACAUAUAUACUUAUUUGUACAACUACUGUUUGUUACAACAAAAACUACAACAUUAUACAUCAUAUACGUACAACGUACAUAUAAAAAACGGUUAUCCUUACCCUCCCUCCACCACUCCCACUCCAUUCAUUCUCCUCUAGUUAUAUAUAAAACAAAAACAACAUUAAGGCAUACGACAUACAUAAUUAUAAAUACUUGUAUUCAAAAUUUGUACAAUUUAAUUUUCAAAAAAAAAAAUAAACAGUUUUUUUGUUUUGUUUUUAUAUAUAUUUCUUUUUUUAUUUUUUCUCUAUUUUGGCUUUUCACAGAGAAACCAAAAUGCUUAUUUAAAAUAAAUAAUAAUAAUAAUAAAAAUGAUAAUAAACCGUAAUAAUAAAAAAUAAAACAAUAAAACAA
This is a messenger RNA of Calliphora vicina (urban bluebottle blowfly), 2809 nucleotides long. It is a transcript of the gene CkIIalpha, whose product is annotated as casein kinase II subunit alpha. Gene Ontology annotation, cellular component: cytosol; protein kinase CK2 complex; nucleus. Bases 677 to 1687 code for a protein of 336 amino acids. The transcript is spliced from 3 exons. Gene Ontology annotation, molecular function: ATP binding; protein serine/threonine kinase activity. Gene Ontology annotation, biological process: peptidyl-threonine phosphorylation; peptidyl-serine phosphorylation; regulation of cell cycle. The record is from RefSeq and is a predicted model, not a curated record. Lineage: Eukaryota; Metazoa; Arthropoda; Insecta; Diptera; Calliphoridae.